ACAACCCAUCUGCUUCCUAAUAUUCGGUUUCUAAAAUAUUAUAGAGGUGUUGGCCGUUUUAAAGGAAUUAAACAAUGUUUACAGGCAUUACCGAUCUACAUAGGGCUUUAAUACUUUUGAGAACAUCUGAAACUUUUUGAUUGGAUCUAAUUAUUAGGUUGAUGUAUAAAAAGAUCCGUCAAUAAUUUUGAGUUUAGUUUAAGGUAUUUUACUUUGUUUAACGCCUACAAUCCCUAUUAAAGAAAUAUAAAAGUGAUAAUCCGUAUAAAUAUCGGUAGUUUCCCGUUUGUUUACAUUUUGAUCACAUUUUGUGCCUUUAAGACGCAACGUUUUAUUUCAACCACUCCCACUUUGUGUUCAUGAAUGGUAAUCUGGUUCCAUCUAGUGGCCAACUUCAACAAUGCACCCUUUUAAAAAAACAUUUAUGACCCUCUUGCUCUGCCGUAUCCUCGCAUCUCAGCAACGUCUUCCUGGACAAACACACGUGGAUUUCCACUGACGACAGUCAGAAACAACAAUAACAUGGCAAGUCAGGGACUCGCCUACGACGGCUGCAAUUUCUUCAGACAGCGGCUAGUUUUCUCCACACUCAGCGGGAAGCGGGUUAAAAUCAAGAACAUAAGGUCUAAAGAUAACGACCCGGGGCUCCGCGAUUUUGAGGCCAGCUUCAUCAGACUGUUAGACAAAGUGACCAAUGGCUCCAGAAUAGAGAUCAACCAAACUGGUACUGUGUUAUUCUACCAGCCUGGCUUGUUGUUUGGAGGUACUGUGGAACAUGACUGUAACCCGCAGCGCUCGAUUGGUUACUAUCUGGAAGCCCUGCUCAUGCUGGCUCCAUUUAUGAAGAACUCUCUGAAGGCCACUCUGAGGGGAGUCACCAAUGACUCAGUUGACCCGACUGUCGACCUGCUGAAGUCCACAGCCCUUCCUCUGAUGAAGAAGUUUGGCAUUGAUGGAGAGGGCUUUGAUCUUAAGGUGGUGAAGAGGGGGAUGGCACCGGGUGGGGGAGGAGAGGUUGUUUUCACAUGUCCUGUCCGCAGGACAAUCAGGCCAGUCCAGCUGACUGACCCAGGAAAGAUCAAGAGGAUCAGAGGAGUGGCGUAUUCGGUGCGAGUUUCUCCUCAGAUGGCCAACAGGAUAGUGGAUUCUGCCAGAGCCAUCCUCAACCAGUUCCUUCCAGACAUCUACAUCUACACUGACCACAUGAAAGGAGCCAACUCGGGCAAGUCUCCAGGUUUUGGUCUGACCUUGGUGGCUGAGACGCUGAAUGGUUCCUUCAUUAGUGCUGAGAUGUCGUCCACGCCGCAGGGGCAGGGAGACCCUGUACUGCCAGAGGACCUCGGUAGGAACUGUGCCAAGCUACUUUUGGAGGAAGUACAUCGGGGCGGCUGCGUGGAUUCAUCCAAUCAGAGCUUGGCAUUGCUCUUGAUGACUCUUGGCCAACAGGAUGUGUCGAAGGUUCUGCUCGGACCCCUCUCCCCAUAUACGAUCGAGUUCCUGAGACACAUUAGAGAUUUCUUCCAGAUCAUGUUCAAGAUCGAGGUCCAGAAGCCUUUAGAAGACGAAAGGAAAGGGGGUGACAAGGUCCUGAUGACCUGUGUAGGAGUCGGUUACAGCAACAUAAACAAAGGUCUAAAAUAAAAAAGUAUUUUUAUAUAAAUGG
Messenger RNA from Seriola aureovittata, 1663 nucleotides. RefSeq names its product RNA terminal phosphate cyclase-like 1 (gene rcl1). Gene Ontology annotation, cellular component: nucleolus. The coding region runs from base 523 to 1641 and encodes 372 amino acids. The record is from RefSeq and is a predicted model, not a curated record. Lineage: Eukaryota; Metazoa; Chordata; Actinopteri; Carangiformes; Carangidae. Gene Ontology annotation, biological process: ribosome biogenesis; endonucleolytic cleavage of tricistronic rRNA transcript (SSU-rRNA, 5.8S rRNA, LSU-rRNA). Gene Ontology annotation, molecular function: RNA endonuclease activity. The transcript is spliced from 9 exons.